AUGGGACAACUCUGGGAGGACCCUAAACGCUCAAGGCAUUGUGUUAAUCCUGAGUAUGUGGGAAAUACUAGAUGCAUACCCAGUGAUGCAUAUACCGUACCCAGGUACCUACAGCGACAUCCACCUCUACUCAUUCUGUCCUUGGAUGGACUAGUCAGUCCUUUGUCGGAGCAUUUUGACUCUCUGAAGAAACUGGGUGACCUUGGAGUCAGCACCACGGCCGUCUACUCUUCCAUUCCAGAGAGCAAUUUUACAAAUAGCAUAGCUAUUGCCACUGGAAUGUACCCUCGAUGGCAGGGGUGGUUAGAAGGUUCUCCAAGAGGUAAUGAGGCAAAUAUGACCAAUGCGGACGAUAUAAAGCCGAUAUGGCAGAGAUACAGUGAGCAGACAAAAGGAAUCGCAGCUCUGCAUUCAUGGCCUCUAGGGCCAUUCCAAGCAUACCGUCCUGACUAUUACGUUGCUAGCAAUGAAGCUACACUUCUCGAAGAUCAACUGACUGCGGCUCUCAGGUGGCUUAGAAUGGAGGCCACAUUACGUCCUGGCUUGGUCAUGAUCAAAUCUGAUGAAGUGCGCAAGAUCCUCGAAACUGCCGAAAGUGCAGCAGUGGCACAAAGAUUGCUAUCAGAGCUCAAUGGCGUUCUUGUCAAAUUCUUUGCUGAAUUAUUCAGGGAGGGUAUUCUAGAAUGCAUGAAUAUAGUCAUACUUUCUGACGAAGGGGUCACUAGAUCUGCUUGGUCUCUGGAACGAAUCGACAAAUCUGACUAUGACGAAGCUGAUCCUGAAAAGACUAUCGCUAACGUUUACGGUACAAACCCCUUUGGGGAGUUUUCAUUUAGCAAUGACAAAUUCAAUGAGCUUGAAGUUGAAAGUGAACAUUCAGAACAUCGAGUACAUGAAUUUGUGGCUAAUCUCCUCAAUAUGACGCAUGUACGCAAUAACGGCACUAUUGGGCUCAUGGACGACAUUCUCGUUCAUCCCGUGAAACGAGAGAGGCACAUAAAAUUUGGGAUUAGAGAAUGUCCGUACACAAAUGAGAACACUGUCAUCAACUGCGGAGGAUGUACAGCAAUACAGCAAACACGUAUAGCUAAAUGGAUGAGCAGCUGUGUGCAGCCAAAUAGGCCUUUGGUACUUUUGUCAUCGUCUUCCACGUUCUGUUACAAAAAAAUCUGCGAGAAACUUAUAGUCAAAGGCUCAAUUGGAGACGAUUCCCUGGCACUGGUAGAAGUUUUCCAUCCAAAUAAUGCUAUAGCCAAGUCAGAGACGGCAUGUCGGUUUGUUAGUUCACGCUACGGAGCUGAGUGCUCUGAUCUGACAGCGUCGGAAGGACAUGAGUUCCGCUCUCUUUCUGCAAAUCCCAAGAAAAGCAAGAUUGUCUCUUAUUCUAGUCUUGUAGUGACUAAACCCUUCAUUUCAGUCCUUGCUCGAGAUGCUACCAUUCAAGUUCUUUGGAAGAGCUCAUUCAUCACAGCUAUCUUGGAUCCUCUUAAUGAGUACACGCUGACAACAUCCAAAGAUAUAGGCAGAUUGAUUUGCAUCACCGGAACAGCAUAUGACCGUGAUUUGGACGGAAUUGCUGACCGAGAUAGAAGGUAA
This is a messenger RNA of Cylicocyclus nassatus, 1596 nucleotides long. Lineage: Eukaryota; Metazoa; Nematoda; Chromadorea; Rhabditida; Strongylidae. The record is from the annotation of a GenBank genome assembly.